Messenger RNA from Colletotrichum destructivum, 348 nucleotides. RefSeq lists its product as uncharacterized. The transcript has 3 exons. The record is from RefSeq and is a predicted model, not a curated record. The coding region runs from base 1 to 348 and encodes 115 amino acids. Lineage: Eukaryota; Fungi; Ascomycota; Sordariomycetes; Glomerellales; Glomerellaceae.
AUGUCGACCCAUCACAUCGACCUAACGGCUGCCAUCAUGCCCAAACCGAGCAAAGUCGAGAAGGUGGGCACACUCGGCCAGUGUUCGGGCUCCUGGAACGCUGUGUUAGGUACUCCAAGGCCAAAGAAGCCGAGCACUUUACGGUAUAUGGCCCAUCGUGGUUUCGAGGACGAGAACGGCAAGAUAGAGGAGUUAGUCGUGAGAGGGACCAAGCACAUGGUUGGACCCGACGUUCUCACUUUGGUCGAAGCCACAGAGAGCGGCGAGUUAGUCGAGAGUGUCAAGAUUGUCCACAAUACGCCAAACGCUGCACAGGAGCCAUCCAGCAAUGGCCGACGCGGUCUUUGA